AUCUUUUCUGUUACCAAUUACACUCCUAAUACAACUCAAUCAUCUUUGCCUAUAGUUAUAAAUACAGACCAACCCUCUUCUCAUUUACUUCACUUCAGAAUUUCUAAUCGUUUUUCUUUCUUCGUUGUCUUUUUGGGUUUUUUUUUCUGUGAUUGAUUGAUUUUGUGAGUUGGAAGAGAGAAACAGACAUGGAGAUUGAUCUAUCACCAAGAUUGGCGAAGAAGUUGUACGGAGGGAAUGGGGGUUCUUACUACGCAUGGUGUCCCAAUGAACUGGCCAUGUUGAAGGAAGGCAACAUAGGCGCAUCUAAGCUCGCUCUUGAGAAGAAUGGCUUCGCCCUCCCUCGUUACUCUGAUUCUGCCAAGGUCGCUUAUGUUCUUCAAGGCAGUGGUGUUACUGGAAUUAUUCUUCCUGAACAAGAGGAGAAGGUAGUUGCAAUUAAGAAGGGCGAUGCCAUUGCCCUCCCUUUUGGUGUUGUUACAUGGUGGUACAACAAGGAGGACACCGAACUCGUGGUCCUCUUCUUGGGUGAUACCUCAAAGGCCCACAAGACUGGCUCAUUCACCGAUUUCUUUCUCACCGGAUCAAAUGGCAUCUUCACCGGUUUCUCAACCGAGUUUGUGAGCAGGGCGUGGGACUUGGAAGAAAGUGUUGUGAAGACGCUUGUUGGAAAGCAAUCAGGCAAUGGCAUUGUCAAGCUUGAAGAUGGCUUUCAGAUGCCUGAGCCCAAAAAGGAACACCGCGUUGGCAUGGCAUUGAACUGUGAGGAAGCUCCACUUGAUGUGGACAUUAAGAAAGGUGGAAGGGUGGUUGUGCUGAACACCAAGAACUUGCCUUUGGUUGGUGAGGUUGGGCUUGGGGCCGAUCUUGUUAGGUUGGAUGGGAGUGCCAUGUGCUCUCCCGGCUUCUCUUGCGACUCGGCACUGCAGGUGACCUACAUUGUUAGGGGCAGUGGCCGUGUUCAGGUUGUCGGUGUUGAUGGCAAACGCGUCUUGGAAACAACCAUAAAGGCUGGUAAUCUGUUCAUUGUGCCGAGGUUCUUUGUGGUUUCAAAGAUUGCUGAUACUGAUGGCUUGGAGUGGUUCUCUAUCAUCACCACUCCCAAUCCUGUUUUUACCCAUCUAGCAGGAAGUAUUUCAUGCUGGAAGGCGUUGUCUCCUCAAGUUCUCCAGGCUUCAUUCGACGUGACUCCGGAUGUGCAGAAGCAAUUUUCCUCCAAGAGAAAUGCAGAUGCCAUCUUCUUCCCCCCACCAAAUUGAGAAUGCCCUGAGCUUUCUUUUCUUUUCAUCAAUAAUGCUCGUGUUAGCUUCGUAUAGGAUUGGGUUGGUUUUGUCCUCCUUUUUAUGUUUGGUGGUUCUUGGAAUGGAUUUUGGUAAAUUGUGUGAUUUCAGUUUUUGGAUUUUUGUUAUAAUGGUAACUGGAAUUUUGCUUUA
Messenger RNA from Cornus florida, 1433 nucleotides. RefSeq names its product glutelin type-D 1-like. The coding region runs from base 189 to 1259 and encodes 356 amino acids. The record is from RefSeq and is a predicted model, not a curated record. The transcript is spliced from 3 exons. NCBI's taxonomy places the organism in Eukaryota, Viridiplantae, Streptophyta, Magnoliopsida, Cornales, Cornaceae. Gene Ontology annotation, molecular function: nutrient reservoir activity.